Messenger RNA from Notothenia coriiceps (black rockcod), 1899 nucleotides. RefSeq names its product centrosomal protein 70 (gene cep70). The transcript is spliced from 16 exons. Bases 144 to 1820 code for a protein of 558 amino acids. Lineage: Eukaryota; Metazoa; Chordata; Actinopteri; Perciformes; Nototheniidae. Gene Ontology annotation, molecular function: gamma-tubulin binding. The record is from RefSeq and is a predicted model, not a curated record. Gene Ontology annotation, biological process: cilium assembly; regulation of microtubule cytoskeleton organization. Gene Ontology annotation, cellular component: centrosome.
UGUUUGAAUCACGGAAGAGCCACACAUGAAACGUAAAUGCCUGACAUAAACAGUGAAGUUACGCUUAUUAGUUCACAAACAUUGACUGUAUAAAGGUGCAAAACUAUCGGACAACUCUGCAGCUGGUAACGGCGACACCAACAAUGGAGGAGCAGGCAGAAUGGGAUGGGCUGAAUAAACUUCUGCAGCAUCACGGUUUUAAGCCUGUGUAUUUUGCAGAUCCUGUAGAGAAUAGGAAUAUUUCUGAUCUGAUUCUGCUGGACAAGAAGUCUGCUGGUGAGAUGAGGAUGACUAUGAGGACGAUGCUCACAGACUCGGACAGAAGACAGGCUCUAAUCCACGAGCUCAUCAAGUCCAACAACGAACUCAAAGAGGAGGUUCAGGAGCACAUGAGGGGGGCCGCUCAGCAGUCUCAGAGGGCCACAGAGCUGGAGGGGCUGCUGGAUGUGGUGAGGACCAGGGUCCAGGACCUGGAGGACCGCUGCCUCAGCAAGGCCGUCCAGCAGCACAGCCACACUCAGCAGCAGCAGCAGCAGAAACUGUGUCAGGUUCUGGAGCAGAAGCUGUCCAAGCAGAGGGAGGAAGCAACCGACCUUCAGAGGAAACUCUAUUUCACCGUCAAAGAAGAAGAGCGACGCUCGGCCCGACAGAUCCAGACCUUCCAACACAUCUGUAACAAAGUCAGCCAGCAGAACUCCCCCGCAGACCAGCAGGUGUUGGAUGUGAUUGACUUCUAUGAGACCAAAAUGAGUCAGCUGAUGGAUGAGCUCAGAUCUGGGAAAGGACAAGGUUCUCAAGUGGCUCAUCAGACAGGAAUCAAGAAGACAUCCAGCAAUGUGACUCCAUCUUUCAAAACUAUUCUCAAGGCAUACCACGAGCAGCAGAAGGGAAGCCAACGUGAAAUAGAAGAGCUAAAGAAAGAGGUUGAGCGCCUGAAGAGAGAGGUGGAUACCAGGCCCACACUCAAAGAGGUGAAGUUCUACAAACACAAGCUCCGCCGGUUGGAGGGCUCAAUCAAACACAAUAACCAAAGUUCUCCUAAAGAAGACAUCCCUUCAGAUAUCAGUGAGAACAUCAAUGACCAGGGCAAUUUAAGUGCCUACUAUCACCAUCUGUUACACAAUAUUAAAUCGUUGGUGUCUGAUCCCAACGCGCCUCUACGCCUGCACAGAACCAAACCAUCCUCUGUUGAGUUUCACACCAUCCUGCCCACACUGGAGGGGUGGGCCCAGCAGCUCCACCUGCUGAAGGAUCUACAAAGGGGAUUAAAUAAACUGAGUGUCAGACUGAUGCCCUGGCAGCCCUCUGAUGGGGGCCAUGCUGCUUCAGAAGUGGUGAAGAUGGAGGACAUGAUGCUGCUGGUGGACACCAUGCUGGAAAACACCACGACUGAUGAUGAGAAGGUGCUCAGGAGCCCCACCCGCUUCACCCUGGGCUCCAUGCUGUCUCACUUCCAGAAGCUGUUUGACGUGGGCUCGCUGAGCGGAGUGUACCCGCGUAUGAACGAGGUGUACAGUCGGCUGGGAGAGGCCACCAACACCAUGAGGAACCUGCGAGACGUCCUGCAGCUAGACAGCAGGGUUCCUCCUGCAGAGGUGGUCAACCGCGUGGCCUCGCUGGUGUCCUCCGCUGAGCACACAGCCGGACUCCAUGAUGUCCUAGGAGACGCUGACAUUGACAGUAUCAUCGUGAAAGUGAAGCAGCAUGAGGAGUUCUUCCCUGCGUUCCAUGACCUCAUUCUGGACAUUUUACACACUCUAGGAGUGAGACACUUGGACGACAUCCUUCCAGCUCUGAGGUCUCUGAAACACACAGACUGACGCUCUGACUGCUGUGGUUUGUGCGUAAUGCUUGUGAUGUGUGAUUUUUGUUUUUAAUUAAAUUAAAUAUUUUGUAAAA